Messenger RNA from Panicum hallii, 1541 nucleotides. Its product is annotated as cyclin-D1-1-like. The transcript is spliced from 6 exons. The record is from RefSeq and is a predicted model, not a curated record. Gene Ontology annotation, molecular function: cyclin-dependent protein serine/threonine kinase regulator activity. Gene Ontology annotation, biological process: mitotic cell cycle phase transition; regulation of cyclin-dependent protein serine/threonine kinase activity. Gene Ontology annotation, cellular component: nucleus; cytoplasm; cyclin-dependent protein kinase holoenzyme complex. Lineage: Eukaryota; Viridiplantae; Streptophyta; Magnoliopsida; Poales; Poaceae. The coding region runs from base 1 to 993 and encodes 330 amino acids.
AUGAGGAUGUCGAUGCGCGAGACGACGGCGGCCAUGCAGUGCUGCGGCGACGACGACGCGCUCCUCCUGUGCGGCGAGGACGCGGGUGAGCUGGAGCAGCGCGACGGCGACUCGGGGCGGCAGGUCUGCUGGGCCGCCGCCGGCGGCUUCCGCAAGCAGCUGGUGCCGGACGAGGAACGCUGCCCCGACGUGUCCGUCACCUGGUGGGAAGCCGCGUGCCCGCCGGCGCCGGGAUGCCCCGGCAGGCCGAGAAGCGACGGGCGGCCGGCCGGCUGGGCGGAGUCCGUGUCCUGGAUCCUCAAGGCCCGGUCGUACCACGGCUUCCAGCCGGCGACGGCCUACCUCGCCGUGAGCUACAUGGACCGGUUCCUGUCCUCCAGUAGCCUGCCGGAUUACGGAUGGGCGUUCCAGUUGCUAUCUGUGGCCUGCUUGUCUCUGGCUGCCAAGAUGGAGGAAACCUCAGUACCUCCCCUCCUGGAGCUUCAGAUUGAGAGCACAGGCUACAUUUUCGAACCGGGGACGGUUCAAAGGAUGGAGCUCUUCGUCCUCGCCGAGCUGGAUUGGAGGCUCCGGUCUCUUACACCUUUUGCGUUCAUCAAUCGUUUUGCUUGCAAGGCGGAUUCGUUAGGAAGAUGCACAAGGAGUCUGGUCUUGAGAGCAUGCCAAAUUACUAUCAAUGCAAUCCAUGAAGCCGAGUUCCUGAACCACUGCCCUGCAACAAUGGCAGCAGCCUCCGUGCUGAGCGCAGUAACUGAGAUACCAGGCAUGUCAUGUGUGAGCAUCAGCCCGGAGACAGCAGCUUCAUGGUGCCCUGGCCUGACUGAGGAAGGGAUUAGAAGUUGCUACCAGCUACUGCAGCAGCUAGUACCAAUGGUCACGACGACAAGGAGGAAGAUACUUGCAUCGGAGCUGCUGAGGUCAAUGCCGUCACCAGUAAGCUCGGCUUCACCAAGCAAAAGGCACAAGAUUAAUGGCCGCUUCCGAGAGGAGUGACAAUAAUCCAGUUCUUUGCUGCCCUCAGUGUUAAUCCCCCGGCAUUAUCUGUUACUAGAUGAGUCUGUUCCCCUUUUUUCCUCCCUUUGUUGCUGUUGUGCUUCAAGUGCUGAGCAGCUAAAAUAAAUAUAUUUUUUGUAGUCUAUUCAGCAAAAAAAAAAGGAACAUGUAUAUUUGGACAUAAAUGUGGGGGGACUACAGAAAGAAUGCACCUGCUGCAUGAUGAAUUCAGGGGGACCAUUAGAGCAACAACAACUAGUGAUGAAUUCCUUUUAGGAAAGUGAUGCAAAAGUGAAGCAAGGGCUGCAUUCAGUUUGACACUUUUAGACUGGAAAUUAUCCUGGGUGGGUUGGUCAAGUUAGGUGCCACUAGCAUGCGGAGCAAAUGAGCAACAGCAUAUCCUUCCUGUUUGUCUAUUGCAAAGCAGCGAGUUGAGGUGUUUGUUUAGGUAAAACUGAUUAGCCCUCUUUUGGUGCACUACUUGAGCAAUCUAUAGGAUCAUAGCAAUAUGGUCUGUUUGUGUUGGUUAUACCUGCACCAUUGUGGCA